This is a messenger RNA of Colletotrichum spaethianum, 1557 nucleotides long. RefSeq names its product transcription factor gsfR2. Gene Ontology annotation, cellular component: nucleus. Gene Ontology annotation, molecular function: DNA-binding transcription factor activity, RNA polymerase II-specific; zinc ion binding. Lineage: Eukaryota; Fungi; Ascomycota; Sordariomycetes; Glomerellales; Glomerellaceae. The transcript has 3 exons. The record is from RefSeq and is a predicted model, not a curated record. Gene Ontology annotation, biological process: regulation of DNA-templated transcription. Bases 1 to 1557 code for a protein of 518 amino acids.
AUGUCCACCGCCGAGGGCCAGAAGAUGAUGAGUGAUUUGGCGGAUGCCGCGGACAAGUCCCGGCAGAAGAGUUGCAACGCCUGCGUACGGAGCAAGAGGCGCUGCGAUAAGCGGACCCCGCGGUGCACCCGAUGCGCUGAGAAGAACUUCUCGUGCGUGUACCAGAACCUGCCGCCCGCUCCCGAUCCUCCCGCCGGGGGUGCUCGAGCCGGGGCUGGUGUGGCCACCAACAACAGCCUCGACCGAGGCACCUCCUCCUCCUCUUCCUCCUCUGCGGGCUUUGCUUCUAGCAGCCAAGAUGACCCCCUUCAAGCCAUGGACAUCGAGGACUGUGGUAACACUAUCUCAUCUUUCAACUUCAACACACUCGACGACCACCAUCUUCAACAUCAACACGAGCACCAAGACCUCCAACAACAACAGCAGCAACCCACGCCGGCAUCGUCAUCGUACCUCGACGGCGGGCUCCCAACCCUGGUGAUGACGGAGGACAUGAACGGUAACGGUAAUAACAAUAGCAGCAGCACGCCGGUGCCGUCGACGUCGUCGCUGAAUUUCAGUAUAGACGUCGCGAACGCGCCCUUCGACUUCAAUUCGGUCAUGGAUUUCAUCAACGCGGACCCGGCGACAGGCGGUGAGAUACGGCUCUGGGAGACGCCGUUGACGCCCGUUGUGCAGAAGACCAUGACACCCGAGCUGAACCAGAUGCAAUGUGACAUGUGGGAGGAGGAUAUGUCGAAUAUGUGUCAAGAGGGCGGCUUCAAGCCGUGGCAGAUCCACGAGCCCUCCUCGCGGAUCGGUUACGCCGUUGGCCUUAUCAAGAACAUGCACGUCACCUUCGCCCAGACGAAGCAGACCCCUUUCAUUCACCGCCACCUCUACCGCGGCCUGCGCGAGACGCCACGGCCCCUGAUGGCUGCCUAUACCGCCAUCUCGGCAUACGCGGGGCGCACUGAGGCAAACAAAGACUGGGCCAUCCGCGCCUUGUGCGACGGUGCCGCCGAGGUCCUCAAGGGAGCCAAGGAUACGACGUCGUCGAACCUGACGGGGCACGAGAAGCUCGCCAGGACGCAGGCGCUGUGGCUCCUGCAGACGAUAAGGUGCUUCGACGGCGACAUAGCGCUAAGGGCGCAGGCGGAGCGGGACAUGGGCGUCCUGGAGGGGUGGUUGAAGGAGCUUACUGUGAUGAGGGACAACUUUGACGAGGUGCAUUUGUUGGACGAGGGGGCGGUGAGGGCGAGGCCGCCGCGGUCGUGGGAGGUGUGGGUGUUUAAUGAGUGUGUGAGGAGGACGGUGUUGAUGGGGUAUAUGUUUACGAGCAUGUAUGAGAUGCUCAAGUUUGCUGGUGAACAAGAUCCGGACCCCACGCACUGGCUGAUGCCGCACCGGUGGACGUUCUCCAGGCAUCUCUGGGACGCCCAGUCGUCGCCGGCGUUCUACUCAGCGUGGCGCGAGAAGCCGAUGUUCCUGGUCAACAGCUUCUUUGUGCAGCGGGUCGCGAAGAUGGCGAGGCCGGCGGACGUGGAUGACUUUGCGAGGAUGUUCCUCACUAUGUAA